GGGCUCGCACUGCGCUUAACCUGACGGGACUGACCUGACUCUUAUUAACCCAGACGCUUCCGCCCUUCACUUAUUUUGUUGUUCCCCUCAUUACUUGAUCUUGAAUCAUCCACAUCACACUCUCUCCUACAGUACAGCCAUGGUCAGAUUAGUCGACUCUCUCUUCACCAGAACAGUAGUUGCUUUAUGCUCAAUCGUAACACCUGCCUCGAUUUUAUAUUCUCUUUCAUACACCCCACCACCAUCUUAAUCCGGCCCGAUCUUUUGGAGUCCUCUUUGGCGCUGUCGCAUAGCCAGAUACCAACGAACGAUUCACUCAAUCAAUCAAUCAACCAGCUGCACACCAAAUAACUACGGGACAUCGCAUAUUCGACUUGAUUGUUGUCUAGUCUCAGUCUUAGCCUCAGCCGACUCUCAUCCCGUGUUUUCUCUCGUGUUUGAUCGAUUCAACCUGUCACCACAGACGAAAUGAGUGAGACCCCAUCUCAGCCUACAACCACUCCCGCCCGCCGUCGUAACGGUCGCGGCAAUGGCCGUCCUGCUGCUCAGAAGGCUUAUGCCUCCGAGAAUGACGUCGCCUCAAUUGAUCCCGCACGUUACGAUCGCGCUCCACGAACUCCUCAGAAGGGAGCUGGUACCGAUUCUCCUCAUGCGCAACUGAGCCAUACCAAUUCGAAACAGCGACCUAGGAAUGCAAACAAUAAUAACAAUAACAACAACAAACAUCGUGGGAAGAAUGGCCCUCACUCACCCGAGUCUGCUCGACCUGGUCGUCACACUCCACCGCAUCAAUCUUCAUCCAUGAAGUCGGUUUCUGCAUUCGCUGGAGCCACUUUCCAUGCAUCUCCUGCGCCAUCUGCCUUGCCUCUUCCCAGUUUUGUCUCUCGUUCGGUAACCGAGUCGCCUAGCGUCAGCAAGACAUCUCGAGACAUCCUACAGGAACCCUCGCCACCUACCGAUACCGAAGCGCCAACUCCUUUGCGCCAGAGUGCAUCGGGUGUCCAGGAAUCUCCGCUCGAUUUCAUGUUUCGCGCCCACCGUCAAGAGAAGGAACGUCAACGCAGCGAAAGCACUAGCAGCUUCCGCCCUUCAGGCCUCGUCACUGAAUCACCCUCUGCCCAGUCUCCCUUUGGGCCUGGUAGUAUCCCAAAGCCAGCAACUCUCCCUCAGACAGCCCGCACCCAAACACGCUUCCAGUCUGGUGGCAUCGACAGUGUUGAGCUGGACGGAACUCCAGGCCGUCCCAUGGGGCCGGCGUUUUCGACACCUUAUCAAGAGCGCAUUAAGGCUGCUCGCUCUAACCCUGCUCGAUCUCCUGCUGAUCUAUCCGCCACCCAGCCGAAACCCAACGCUGUACCUGAAGAUCCUACUGAGGCCCUAAAGAAAUUCCUAUUUAUCGGAAACGGAACCAAUGCCUCUCAAUCUGCCCCUACUGGAUUUGCACCUGCACCUGCACCCGUACCCGCACCCGCACCCCCUGCUCAACACUACAACUAUGCUAGGAGUGGUCCUAGUGUCCCGGCUCCUUGCGAUGGCCGCUCAAACAACCUCCAAGCUAUGGAAAACGAUCUUCGGCGUAUUCUCAAGCUGGACUUGAGCACUGGAUCGCCAGGAGCGGACCAGCGUUUGUUCUCAUAAGAUUUGAUGUCAUGGAGUGGUUAUUCGUUCGGCGUUCUUACUGCACCUCUUCUGCAUAGCUUUUUAACUGCCAUCAAUUCCCAGACGGCAUCAACGGAACGUGAUAUUUGGCGGGACGGUUUUCAUUGUCUAGGGGUUAAGGUAUACCGGCAUUGUGUCUAAGUUUUGGCGUUAUCAGAGCGAGGAUUGAAGAUAUAUUGAACGGACGAAUGGUCUUACAACAGAUGAUGGGAUCAUAGCUUGACGUAUACAGUCGAAUCAAACAGAGGCACCUCUGAUCUAGAGACAGAUUGAUCUUGCCGUAUCUAUGGCGCCUGUAUCAAAAUGGAACAACCUCGAUCGAAUGGGGUUUGGCGAAGGAGAAGAGAGAAUUCCCUCCUGUUUCUUUGGAGCGUAAACCAUACGCGAGAUUAGACUUAAAUACAACUUUGAGCGUUGGUUCAACUUUGUUGAGAUAACGUAUCAAUUGAUUCUUGAUAUUGGAAGAGUGAA
Messenger RNA from Fusarium oxysporum Fo47, 2130 nucleotides. RefSeq names its product proline-rich nuclear receptor coactivator motif-containing protein. The coding region runs from base 469 to 1638 and encodes 389 amino acids. The transcript has a single exon. The record is from RefSeq and is a predicted model, not a curated record. NCBI's taxonomy places the organism in Eukaryota, Fungi, Ascomycota, Sordariomycetes, Hypocreales, Nectriaceae.